Sphenostylis stenocarpa is the source of this 180-nucleotide messenger RNA. The record is from the annotation of a GenBank genome assembly. Lineage: Eukaryota; Viridiplantae; Streptophyta; Magnoliopsida; Fabales; Fabaceae.
AUGGCGGGAAGGAAAAGGAGAAGUGGAAGGGCUCUUGGUGUUGAGUUGGAUUGGGCUUUAGCAAAAUACCCUCUUAAGAUACGGUUGACUCACCGUGCCCUAAACAUGAAACAAGGGUAUAAACUCAAUGUCGUUAUUUUUUUGGUGACCGAGGAAAAUUUUAAGAUUCGGCUUGACUAA